Drechmeria coniospora is the source of this 273-nucleotide messenger RNA. RefSeq lists its product as uncharacterized. The transcript is spliced from 3 exons. Bases 1 to 273 code for a protein of 90 amino acids. Lineage: Eukaryota; Fungi; Ascomycota; Sordariomycetes; Hypocreales; Ophiocordycipitaceae. Gene Ontology annotation, biological process: attachment of spindle microtubules to kinetochore. Gene Ontology annotation, cellular component: DASH complex. The record is from RefSeq and is a predicted model, not a curated record.
AUGGCAACACGGAACGUGGGAGCUUCCCAAAACAUGAACCGGCAAAGCAUGGCCCCCGGCAACAGCAUCGCCAAGAAUAGACAACUCGCGCAGCUACACUCGCAACUCGCGCAACUAUCGUCGAACCUCUCGGACACGGAGAACUUGCUUCGUAUGACGAGCGUGCAGGCGGAGGCGAUGAGGGGGCUCGGCAGCUGGCAUGGCGGCCUAUUUAUGGCCGCCAGCAAGGUGCUGGGAGAAGAGAGCGUGAACGACGCGCCGCAGGGCGCUUGA